Lathyrus oleraceus (garden pea) is the source of this 1193-nucleotide messenger RNA. RefSeq lists its product as uncharacterized. The coding region runs from base 24 to 1151 and encodes 375 amino acids. Lineage: Eukaryota; Viridiplantae; Streptophyta; Magnoliopsida; Fabales; Fabaceae. The transcript has 7 exons. The record is from RefSeq and is a predicted model, not a curated record.
UUGAAAGAUAAUUGGAAAAAAAUAUGAUGAGUAUCAUAUUCAUUUUCAUGUGUUUGGUGGCUAGUAUUACUGGCCAUAGAUCUGAUAGUAUGCAAAGUACAGUGAAAGAGCUCAAAGUUAUGAAUAAGACUCCGAUCAAGAGUAUAAAUACAAAAUUUGGCUACAUUGUUGAUUGUAUUGAUAUUAAUAAGCAACCGGCCUUUGAUCAUGCAUUGCUUAAGAAUCAUAAAUUGCAGAACAAACCCAGCUUUUUCAAGAAAAAUAGGAGAAAUAAUUCAUCAACUAUAGCUACAUUCGGGCUUCACAUGGAUCAAUGUCCAACUGGAACUGUUCCGAUUAAGAGAACAACAUCAGAUGACAUAUUUCAAGAAAAAUUAUAUUUAAACAAUAUUUUGACUAAAGAGAUUCCAGGUAAACAUGUUGCUGAAGUAACUCUCGUCCCUGCGACUUACUAUGGAGUUGGUGGAAUAAGUAGUGUAUACAGUAUAAAAGUUGAGAAAGGUCAAUCAAGUGCAGCUGUGAUGUGGGUUAAAAGUGGAUCGUCAGAUAACAAAAAUUAUAUCGGUAUUGGAUGGCAUGUGGCCCCAGAAUUAUACAACGACGACCGAACUCAUUUCUAUGUAGUAUGGACGACAGAUAAUUUCAAGAAGACUGGAUGUUACAAUUUACAAUGUUCGGGUUUUGUUCAAACUAGCAAGAAUUUACUCCUUGGUGGACAUUUUGAUAAAACAUCUAUCCCAAAUGGAGAGAUGAUUGAAAUUGAAAUCUCUAUUUUUCAGGAUCCUAAAACAAAAAAUUGGUGGGUAUCCUAUUUACAUGAGACGUUGGGUUAUUUUCCAUCAUCUAUAUUCUCCAACUUGAACUCUGCUAGUGAAGUAGGGUGGACUGGUCAGACAAGAACUCCUGUGAAUGCUCAUAGUCCUCCCAUGGGUUCUGGGUUAUAUCCUGAUAGAAAUUUUGAUCAUGCGAGUUAUUUUAGACAUAUUACAUAUCAGGAUGGCUCUAGAAAGAACCAAGGACCUAACAAAGAAUCGACAAGAAUAUUUUCCGAUGCACCUAAUUGUUAUCAUGUUGAAUACUAUGGAUAUCAGGGAAGUGAAUUUGGACAUUGUCUCCAACUUGGAGGACCGGGGGGUAAUUGUGGCAAUUAACUAUGUUACUAUAAGCUAUUUUAAAAGUUAAAUUUAGAUCAA